This is a messenger RNA of Notothenia coriiceps (black rockcod), 1648 nucleotides long. Its product is annotated as grainyhead-like protein 1 homolog. The record is from RefSeq and is a predicted model, not a curated record. The transcript has 5 exons. Gene Ontology annotation, cellular component: nucleus. Gene Ontology annotation, biological process: regulation of transcription by RNA polymerase II. Gene Ontology annotation, molecular function: DNA-binding transcription activator activity, RNA polymerase II-specific; RNA polymerase II cis-regulatory region sequence-specific DNA binding. Lineage: Eukaryota; Metazoa; Chordata; Actinopteri; Perciformes; Nototheniidae. Bases 87 to 431 code for a protein of 114 amino acids.
CUUUCCUUAAAAAAAAAAAACGAAUUUCUUUCUUUCUGUUUCCUCUGCAGCCUUACCCAACAGAAGAUGGAGAGGACAGCUCGGGCAUGAAGAGAUUACCCUUCAGUGACGAAGAGUUCGGUUCACCCCCAAAUAAGAUGGCGAGAGGAGAGGAACCAAAGAAAGUCCUGCUGUACGUGCGCAGGGAAACAGAGGAGGUGUUUGAUGCUCUCAUGCUGAAGAAUCCCACGCUGAAAGGCCUGGUGGAAGCUAUUUCAGAGAAGUAUGAAUUACCUUUGGAUAAGGUUGGGAAAGUCUACAAGAAGUGCAAGAAAGGGAUCCUAGUGCACAUGGAUGACAACAUCAUCCAACACUACUCCAACGAAGACACCUUCCAGAUCACCAUGGAGGAGAUGGGCGAAAUGUACAAACUCACCCUCACUGAGAUCUGAUUGGACGAUGCCAGCAAUAGAGGACCAAUGAAAUGGAGCUGUCAGAAGAAGUGGUUUACACAUCUUGCUACGCAGUGAUUAUGGACUUGAUCUGACACUUAAAUCAUGUUGUCUUUGUGCUGCAUUAAUGUUAAAAGUCAGGUAUUUAAAAAAAAACACAGCUCUUCAUGGAUCGCAAUGUUGAUUAGGUGUGUAAGUUAUACAUUUUUGAUUGAUUUUAAAAACCUUUCUCUGUGUAUACGACUCAACAAGUGAGUCCAGGUUUUAUUGUAUACACAUUUAUCUUGUAUUCAGUAAGUUGCACCUCACAGAUUUGUGCCUAAUUUUGUAAAUGUUUGUGCAGAGCAUUUGUGUGUGGCUGCUAUACCUCAUGCUAUGCAAGCAGCAGUGUUUCUUUUUAUGAAGAGAAACGACUCGUCUUUCCCUUCCUAAAGCCAUAGCACUGAUGAUUACAAUCCGUAAAGUUGGGUAUUUUGCGCACAAAAUGAAGACGGCAAAUUGUUGAUAGAGCCCCAGUGGUUCAGUGUAUUAAUACUAAACAACAUGGCAGUAUUCGUUGUGUAAAACUCUCUUCAACCGUCAUGCAAUUAGGGUAGAAUAUUGUAAAUGAUUGUGAUUAUUUUUUUAGUGUAGGAGACAUGUUUGUGAAUGAAAUUACUUAAAAGAUGAUUUUUCAUCAGGUCGAUAUAAAAAUGGCCCUCUAUGUGAGUAUUAAAUAGUCAUUAAAUACAUGAAUAACAAUGCUAAAAAGCAUCCCUGUAGAGUAGGUUUCUGAAUGUUGAUGAAAUAGGUCAAUCAAUGUGUAGUGCAGUCAGGCUGUUCUGGAAGUGCAAUAUGAUAUUAAGGGUCAGACACAUUCGCAAAGAGAAUCUCCUCUAUUGUCAAAAAGAAAUUCAUAUUAUCUGGUUUAAAAAAAAGGAAAUAUUUUUGUAUAUAGCCACUGAAAAAACUGAUCGAUAUGGUCUCUCCUUUUGUAUCUCAGUACUUAUUGUGUAUAUAUUUAUUAUUAAGAGAAUGGAUGUGGGUCCUUGUUUUUUUUUAUAUCCAAAUUUCUAUUAUACCUAUUAAUAUAAUGUUUAUUUGCUUUUUAUAUGAAGUUAUAUUAACAUUACAUGUCAAGGGACAAAAAGUUAUUAAGAUGUUUUUAAUUGUUGUUGUUUUUUGUAAAGGAUUUGAAGCACAAACCGCCCAAUAAAGGCUCUCCAGUAGCUUCUGUC